AUGAUUGGUAUAGUGGCCGUGGCGGAAGGAGAGAAUUCUGUGGCGGCGGUUGGCGUCGGCCUCGCCGUGAAUAGCAAGGUUUAUCCAAGUCCGGGGGCGGCGCGGGGCGUCUGGGCGCUUCCGCAGCCGCCCCCAUGCAACAUGGCGGCCGAAGAGGCUCUGCCACCGUGUUCGCCAUUGUCUCCAGAUACACCAGCUGCUCCACCUCGAAUCACAGCCAAUUUUAACCACCUUUCCGAUCUUCAUCAUCUGAUUUUCGAGGCUGUGCGAUCUGGCGAAGUAUCGGAAAUCGAAAAUCUGGUAGAGAAAUUAGGAGUGGAGGUGUUAAGCGCUCGCGACCAGCACGGCUACACACCAGCUCACUGGGCAGCUUUAGAUGGAAGCGUUGCUGUUAUGCGAUACCUGGUGGAGCGCGGAGCCCCUAUCGAUCUUUCAUGUUUAGGGACACAGGGACCAAGACCUAUUCAUUGGGCUUGUCGCAAGGGACACGCAUCUGUUGUGCAAGUGCUGUUACAGUCUGGUGUCGCAGUAAAUGCAGCAGAUUUCAAGGGACUAACUCCUCUAAUGACAGCAUGUAUGUACGGAAAAACUGCUACGGCGGCAUAUCUUCUUGGCAUGGGGGCAGCUACCAGGCUGUCAGACAUCAAUGGAGAUACCGCCAUGCAUUGGGCUGCAUACAAGGGACAUGCGGAUUUAGUGCGCUUGUUGAUUUACUCAGGCGUUCCCUUGCAUUGUACAGAUAACUUUGGUUCUACUCCCCUCCAUUUGGCUUGCCUAUCUGGGAAUCUCACUUGUGUCAGACUACUUUGUGAAAAGGUGAAGGCGGAAUUAGAACCCCGCGAUAAAAAUGGAAAGACGCCAUUAAUGCUCGCGCAAAGUCAUCGUCACGCUGAGGUUGUAAAAUUGUUACAAAAGGAAAUGAAGAGAAAGUCCCACUGGAUGCCCCCACUCUCCGAACUCUGGGCUCUGUUAUUUGGGGGUGCUGGAGACUCGAAAGGGCCGCUUUUGUUCUUUUUGGUCUCGGUUCUAUUGUGGGGAUAUCCAAUGUACAUAAUUAGGUGCAUUCCUUUGACCUGGAACACGUUACGUCUUUCUCAUUACUUCUUCCUCUACUGGAACGCCAUAAUGUGGAUAAGUUGGGUGAUAGCCAACCGACGUGAUCCCGGCUAUAUCCCGCAGAACUCCGAAACAUAUUACCGCGCUAUACGACAGAUACCGUACUACGACAAAUGGAAGAAGAGAAAUGUCAUCUUGUCACGUUUGUGUCACACUUGUAGAUGCUUGAGACCUCUAAGAGCAAAACACUGUCGCAUCUGCAAGCGAUGCGUGGCGUACUUCGAUCAUCACUGCCCAUUUAUAUACAAUUGCAUUGGCGUGCGGAAUCGUAUGUGGUUCUUCUUGUUCGUGAUGAGCGUCGCUAUCAACUGCACCCUAUCAAUAUAUUUUGCUUGCUAUUGCCUUUUUUUGGAGGGAUUUGGACUGCUAUAUAUGCUGGGACUCCUGGAAGCAAUUACGUUCUGUGCUCUCGGCUGGAUCCUAACCUGUACAUCUAUUCUACAUGCGUGUAUGAACUUAACGACAAAUGAAAUGUUUAACUAUAAAAGGUACCCUUACUUGAGGGACAAAAGGGGUCGCUACCAAAAUCCAUUUUCAAGAGGGCCGAUUAUGAAUUUAAUCGAAUUUUUCGUGUGCCUUCCUGAUAAAUACGACGAACAGGAUUUCUUCUAUGAGGAGAGUAUAUGA
Messenger RNA from Parnassius apollo (apollo), 1743 nucleotides. NCBI's taxonomy places the organism in Eukaryota, Metazoa, Arthropoda, Insecta, Lepidoptera, Papilionidae. The record is from the annotation of a GenBank genome assembly.